Messenger RNA from Conger conger (European conger), 1842 nucleotides. RefSeq lists its product as uncharacterized. Lineage: Eukaryota; Metazoa; Chordata; Actinopteri; Anguilliformes; Congridae. Bases 328 to 945 code for a protein of 205 amino acids. The transcript has 7 exons. The record is from RefSeq and is a predicted model, not a curated record.
GAAAGGAUGGGAGUUUUAAGUUAAAUGAUUGUCAGUCUCAUGGGUGAUUUUUAAAAUAAGCCUACAACGGUUGGUUUUGCUUAAAGCUGAAAUUCGCUGAGAGUGUGCAGUAGGCUACCACUAUUUUGUGAAUAACGACUGUGUUGGUACCUUGUUUGAAAAAGUCGUUCGCCAAGAAGUUGGGGACAAGACGUACCAGCAUUCUGAGCGUCCAGCCUCCGAGUCAAAUUCCUAUUGUGAAAGCGAUUCAUUGGCUGAGAGGCGCAGCGCAGGACAAAGUAGUACACAGACACUGAAACAACGGGGCGUUGGUAAUAAGAGAAAGAAAUGGAAGCCGUUUCCGUUAACGAUCAACCUUCCAUCAACACCUCUGGAAACGGAGAUGGUCCGCUUGUUGCAGUAACUUUUCAAAAGAAUCCUUAUCAAACACAGAAGUAUCUUGAGGCAGAACCCAAGGCCCUUGGGGUGACUCAGAUCACACUCAGUGUAUUUCAGAUCAGCAUGGUCUUGGGAAUUUUCAUGGCCACUGACCAUUUCAUUUUCAUUGAGGUCUUCAGUCUCGUUGGGUCACUGUUUGCCAUUAUUGCUGGGAGCAUUGCAAUUGCUGCAUUGAAUCUCCACCUGCCCACUCUAAAAGCCUGCGUUGGCAUGCAGGUGGUGGCAUGUGGGACCUCAGCAGUCAGUGUUAUACUGAGAUCUGGAAUGUUUAAUGGUGGUUAUGGGUUUUGCUGGUAUUCCAUGUAUAAUGAUACAGAGAGCCCAAAAUUAUGCGUCAAGCUUGAGAGUGGGAUUGAGCAUUAUAAUGCGGAGCUACUCCUGAUCAACAUUGCCAUUCUCGCCAUUUCUGUCACGCUGACCACCUACUGCUGCAAGAUCGUCAAUUGCUGUACCCCCAGGGACAGUAUGCCGGUGAUCACCGUGAGUGCUCCCCCAGCACAGAGAUAAAUGGGGAAAAAGAAAAAAGAGAUUUUGGGGCUCAAAAGACUCCAGAGGGGUCAACUGAGUGAGGGGUCCACGUAUUAGAAACCCUAAGCAUAUUUGUAAUUAAGCUGAAAUGGGUUCCAUAAAGGCAUUGUCUAUUUUUGUGUGUUAUGUUGUUUUACUCAUGACGCCUUAUAUGUACUCUAUACAUUGAUGAGCCAAAACAUUAUGACCUAAUGCCUAAUAUGCUGUUGGUCCUCCGCGUGUCACCAAAACAGCCCUCGCUCACCGAGGCACGGGCCCUAAGAUCUCUGAAGGUGCCUUCUAGUAUCUGGCACUAAGACGUUUGCAGCAGAUCCUUUAAGUCCCGUAAGUUACGAGGUGGAGCCGCCAUAGCUUAGACUUGAUGUUACAGCACAUCCCACAGAUGCUCGAUCGGAUUGAGGUCUGGGAAAUUUGGAAGCCAGGGCAACACCUUGAAAUCUUUGUCAUGUUCUUCAAACCAUUCCUGAAGAAUUUGUGCAGUGUAGCAAGGCGCAUUAUCCUGCUGAAAGAGGCCAGUGCCAAUGGGGAAUACUGUUGCCAUGAAGGGGUGUACCUGGUCUACAACAUGGGAUAGCCCUAACGCAUCGAGGAGCCUUGGGCGCCCAACAUUGUCACUGUCAUUGUCACAUCGAUUAUGAGAACCAACGGUUUGCUUACCAUCUAAUAUAUCCCAGACCCUCACAUGCACCAUUGGUACGAGAUGAUUAUAAUCAACAUUUUCUUGAUCUGUGAGUGGUCAUAAUAUUUUGGCUCAUUGGUAUACAUCUAAUAAAGAGAUUUUGUUUAUUGAAAGUACAUUUCAACUACAAUUCUGUAAAUGUAUAUUUCUAUGUAUUUUCUAUGUAUAUCUAUAUUAAAUUGGAAUCUACACCAGAA